CAAAAAAGUUCCAGCCUCGCGACAACCUUUGAGACUGACUUGACGACUCGCAUCACAGCUUUUUUCGGCAACCAUUUUUACCGAAAGUCCUGCACCCAGACAUCAAUUCUGGUUUACCGGGACUGGCAGCAGAGAUGAACGGAGAUAGCUACUCCUCCAGAGACAGUGGCCGUUACGGCUCAUCUCGCGAUCAUCAGUCCUCCAGACGUGAUCGCGACGAUAGACGCGACCGUGGUGACCCCCGCGACAGCAGAGGUAGCAGGAGACGGUCCAGAUCCCCACCAGAUUAUCGUAGCGGCGGUAGAUCUCGUCGCGACGAAGGUGCUGGCGGCGGAGAUGUCGACGCAUAUUCUUCCAGCCGAAGCCAUCGUGAUAGAGAGCGCGAGGACCGAUACACUGGAGGACGGGAUCGCCGAGGAGGGGACCGUGGCGGUGAUAGGGAAUGGGACCGGGACAGAGGUGGCAGAAGCAGGCGUGACGACGACGAUGGGAGACGCGAGCGCCGCGGGGAGCGCCCUGAUCGGGAUGUUAUCGACGAUCGCCGGGGUGGUGGAAGACGCGGUGGUGGCGAUAGGGACGCCGACAGAGAGAGGGAAAGGGAACGCCGUCGCAGUGCAUCGCCGCCCCCCAAGAAGCGCGAACCCACUCCCGACUUGACCGAUAUCGUGCCGAUCCUCGAACGCAGACGACGUCUUACACAAUGGGAUAUCAAACCACCCGGAUACGACAAUGUCACGGCCGAACAAGCCAAGCUUUCGGGCAUGUUCCCGCUUCCAGGAGCCCCCAGACAGCAGGCCAUGGAUCCAACGAAGUUGCAGGCCUUCAUGAGCCAGCCAGGUGGAGCGGUCAAUAGCGCUGCUCUCAAGCCCACGAACUCCCGCCAGGCCAAGCGCUUGAUUCUGUCCAAUAUCCCCGCCUCAGCAACCGACGACAGCAUCGUCAACUUCUUUAACCUGCAGCUCAACGGCUUGAACGUCAUUGAGCAGACGGACCCAUGCCUUCUCUGCAACAUCUCCCCAGACCGGUCGUUUGCUAUGCUUGAGUUCCGCAACAAUACAGAUGCGACGGUGGCGCUGGCUCUCGACGGCAUCACGAUGGAUGCUGAUGAUCACCAGGCGAACGGAAACGGUGCUGCGGCCACAGGGUUGAAGAUCCGUCGGCCGAAGGAUUACAUUGUCCCUGCGAUCGUGGAGGACCCCAACUAUGACCCCGACUCCAGUGUGCCAUCAACCAAUGUUGUUGAUGGCCCGAACAAGAUCAGUGUUACCAACAUCCCUCCUUAUCUCACCGAAGAUCAGGUUAUGGAGCUUCUCGUUAGCUUUGGCAAGCUCAAGUCGUUUGUGUUUGUGAAGGAUAAUGGCACACAAGAGCCAAGGGGCAUUGCGUUCUUGGAGUACGCCGAUUCCAGCGUCACGGAUGUUGCAAUCAGUGGUCUCAACAACAUGAUGCUUGGAGAGAAGGCGCUCAAGGUUCAGAAGGCCAGCAUUGGCAUCACCCAGGUUGCUGGUGAACUCAGUGUCAACGCCAUGUCUAUGCUUGCUGGUACUACUCCCUCGGACAAUGACGCCGGUAGAGUCCUCCAGCUCCUAAAUAUGGUCACUGCGGAUGAGCUCAUGGAUAACGAUGAUUACGAAGAAAUUCGUGAUGAUGUACAAGAGGAGUGCGAGAAGUUUGGCAAGAUCCUCUCCCUCAAGAUUCCUCGGCCGGUCGGUGGCAGCCGACAGUCAGCCGGCGUGGGCAAGAUCUUCAUCAAGUUCGAGAACCAUGAAGCUGCCAACAAGGCUCUUCGCGCUUUGGCCGGGCGGAAGUUCGCUGACAGGACUGUGGAGAACUUCGAUGUUAAUGCGUGGUAAGAAGGCAUGGAAGGGGAGGAUUGGUAUGGUUGUAGAUUGCCAACUGGCGGGAGGGUAAAGCGGUCACUCAAUGGUUCAGCAGUUCUCUAAUCACGGUAGAGAUGCAAUGUACAAUUAUCUAGCGAGGUCUGGGAAGGAGUGCAAUGCAUUUGAGUCGAUUAGAGUCGGCGAUACAGUACGGUAAUCAUCUUGUUGCAUUUGGACACACCGAUAAUACGAUGUUCUGUGCAGGGUUUGUGAUGA
Podospora bellae-mahoneyi is the source of this 2096-nucleotide messenger RNA. RefSeq lists its product as uncharacterized. Lineage: Eukaryota; Fungi; Ascomycota; Sordariomycetes; Sordariales; Podosporaceae. Gene Ontology annotation, cellular component: nuclear speck; U2-type prespliceosome; U2AF complex. Bases 135 to 1853 code for a protein of 572 amino acids. The record is from RefSeq and is a predicted model, not a curated record. The transcript is spliced from 6 exons. Gene Ontology annotation, molecular function: pre-mRNA 3'-splice site binding; poly-pyrimidine tract binding. Gene Ontology annotation, biological process: mRNA processing.